AUGGCUGUAAGAGACGCGGGUCACAGCAUUGAGAUCGAAGUUGAAGGUCAGCAGGCCGACCCCGACUUCAUUCAAACUCCUGCAAGGACGGAUUUCAAGCCUGGGUUCUCCAACCUUUACAUGCAUACAAGCGGGGACUUUCUUCAAAGAAACACUGCAGAGAGACGAGUGUACAGGAUCAACCCAUGGCUGAUUCUAUUUUCUCACGAGCCCCUGUCUGCCUUGCUCACUUUGCGUCCCGUGCAGAUCAUCCUCAUCGUAGUUGGUGUACUGUGGAUCAUCCUCGAGUCGAUUACUCUUCACGGCAUUGAAUCCUCCGGCUACUUCUCUCUGAUCCCUACCAAAGGAGGGCCAUCAGAGUUUCUGCUACAGGACUAUCUUCAAAACAGCCAUGUCGCUUGCUCAUGGGAAUUGUCCCUGCAACUGGCCACUAGAUACAUCGCUGCAAUUGCAGUCAUGGUCUCUGGCUUCCUUGCGAGCUGGAGCAGAUUUCAUCGAACAAAACAGGUCCUGAUCUUCGUUGGCUUGCUCGACGGGCUGCUGAACUUGAUCAUCUUCUUCCAAAUGGUGUCCGAGGGUUACAAGGAAACUGCGAUCGGGGGAUCACGACAUGAGUUUAUUGUCUACGCGAUCACGGAUCUCUUCUUGUUUCCCGUUCCUUUGCUCUUCAACGAGCUUUACGUGAUAGAACAGGUCUUCUUGGCCCACCUCGCGAUGUUGGGCUCUGCCUUGGGAGGAGGACGAGUGAGGUACGAGAGCAUCUGCAUGAUGGCGGCGACUGCUCUUUUCAUGGUCCACCGGGAGCUCACGAGAUCGAGGACCUUGAGCGAAGCCAUGCACAGCUCGUCAGUCUUCGAGAAGGAAUGGGAAGAGGUGAAAGGCAGCCAGUCGAUGUUUCGGCUGACGGAGGCUCUACGCAUAGUACGAGGAUGGGGGCCCUAUGGUCCUACUUUCAUCUUGCCUAGCUCCGACUCCAGCCCUACUCCUGGUGAAUCUGAGAUAGACAAGGAGAUUGAGGUAUCUGCAAGCAAGUCAGAAGAUGCUGUGGCAAUCUUCAAGGGGCUCUACCCAGGGAACAUUCUGGAUGAUUAUCUCUUCAGCAGCUCGCAUGGUGUUGUGGAUGUCGCCACGUCUACCAUCAUGUACUCGUCGACGCCAAUCAGAAGCGCUUCUUACAAACCCUUCUUUCAGCUGAUCCUUUUCAUGGUCUCAGGUGCAUUUGCAUUCUCGAUCGCGAGUGGCUCGUGGGUGAGAACAUAUUCCAUACUGGCAAAUGGAGAAAUCGGUGCCCGGCAGUAUCGUCUAGACGUCAAUGCUGAUCCUUCGAUUGCUUUAUCUUCGCCAUCGCGCUCCCUUUUGCAUCGGUCGUUUGCGAUGACUAAAGACUCGUGUCGGCGGUUCUAUCCUUCUGCUGUCUCGGUGUCAAACUCAUCAGUGUUUUACACGUACGACAAGGUGACGAGAGGCAACGGGUGGCAGCUUGACCUGAGCGCGACUCUCUCUGUGCUUCCCUUCAAUCCCUACAACUUCUCUUUGUAUCGCCUCAAUGAGGGCUCAGACUUGCAGCACAUCGCCGACCAGGACUGGAGUAUGGUGUACUCCUUCUCUUGUGCCGACCAUGCAGCAAUCUCCUUCUGCCACUCCCCUGCAGGAAUGCAAGACGGGCGCACCAUCUCCUUUGACUUGCGAGAACCAUGGACGGAAAACAUGAUCUUUGUAAUCUUCACAUUCCAGGCGGGUUUUUGUUUUCUUGGGGGGGUGUUUGCCGUUCUGCGAAAGUCAAAGAUUGUCAAGUUCUGCAUCGCUUCACCGUUCCAUAUUGUGGGAUUUGCGGAGCUCGUGGUCGCAUUACCUUUAUCUUCUCAGAGUAUCCUGGGGAAUCUGAAUCUUGUUUGGGGAAUAGCCGAUUUGAGUUACGGGAUGACGCUGCAAUUCAAAGAGCAAUACUCGCUGCACGUACUUCCUCUCUAUGUUAUCUACACAACCAUCUUCAACGUCUGUAUAUCGUCCUCUUGGUUUCAAACUCCCUUCGAUAUAUCUUACAUUCCAUUCACAUCCUACGUCCUGGGCGCAAUCUGGCUCUACUUUCGUCUGAAGAGGGACUACCUGUACCGCAAGGCCGUGCAGCAAGUCGAGCCCGACCGACUCAAGUACGACGCGUGCUGGAGCCGGUACGUCUCGCUGGAGAGCUGCAGAGAACAGCUCGCCAGGAUCAAAAGGCUGUGUCACCCUGAGGUCUCUUCCCGCAAAGUAGAGCAGAAGUCUCGCAGAGAUCUCAUGCCUCUACGCAAAGACCUAGGCAUCUUCGACCCCCUCAUCACCUGCUACCGAGACCCUGGCGCCUGGAGCUUCUUGCCGUCGAGGUUCGGAGGAAUGGAGUACAUGCGCAUCGGGGAUGUGGGCCAGGGGUGUCACAUAAACAGAGGGGCCAUGCGGAUCUUUGCGCUCUUGGUGGGAGCCGCCAUGGCAGAUGCGUUCGCUCCUUCGCUCCUUUCAGCUCAGAACCCAGCUCAGAUCUAUCAUUCCAAAUGUCUCGCGGCUUCUGCUCCGCAAGCUCGUCAGAGCAUGGCCAGUCAGACCAGGAUGUCAUUGUUUCAAGAUUGUGGGAGGAGGGUCAUAGCAGGUUUCCUUGGUGCCACUACGUUUGUGCUGCCUGCAACGGCCGAUGCUUUCACUGCCCCGUCCUACGCUGCCCAGUACCUCAUCUCAGUCGACACCACCUUGCCCAACGGAUGGGCCACAGCAUCCACCAGUGAUGGGAAGGUUUACUACUACAACGUGGAUACUAAACAAACGCAGUGGGAGAAACCAACAGACACGGUGGUCUCCUUUGACUUCAACCCAACUAUUCCUGUCGAUCGCGUCACCGUCCGUGAACAACCAAAAUUGGAAGGAGGGUGCGGCGAGACAGAUUAUCGCUCAAACAGUGUGGAGUGUGGUGCCCCAGCCAAGAUCCCAGUGCAGGAUGUUGCGGAGAAGUCGAUCAGCACCAUUGAAGGUCUCGCCAAAGGAGACGUGAAGCAGAAGGCCCAAGCUGCGAACGAGCGCCUGAGGAUGCUGGAGGCUGCGGAGAUGAAGGCUCUUUCCAAGAGUGAGCUGUUCCAGAAGCUGGAAUCAAGAACAAAGGCAGGACCGAAACUUGUCUUUUCUGUGUUGACCGUGGUUCAGGACCCGGCGAGGAUGGCAGAGAGGAAAAAGCAGAUCGACGAGAUCACUCAGAAGAAUGACGAGGGGUCGAUGAAGGCACCGUGGGCUAGCGAAGACGAUCCUUUGCCUACCGGAGAGAAGAUAAAGAUCCCGGCUGCUGUGACCAGGGCUGCGGAUGUCGUGGUCCUCUCGGGUGUGAUCGGAGGGAUCUACCUCAACAGGGACAAGAUCUUCAAGAUCUACGAGAGCUUGAACAAGCUGAUGGAGGAUAUGGCAUCGCCUCAAUGUGGAGUUGGACUUGUCCUCAGGGAGGUCUCAGGAGUGAUCGAGGUGGAGGAAGUGGUCCCAGGAGGAGCUGCGCAUCGUUCGGGCCAGGUUUCUGUUCGCGAUGUGAUCAGGAGCGUCGACUCAGUGUAUGUCGGGGUGAAGUACGGGAAACCGCUGGAGCAAGUGAGGCCGCUCAUCAUUGGUCAGAUCGGGACGAGCGUCAGGUUUAGGAUAAGCAGAGAAGGCAGAGAGUUUGAUUGCGACAUAGUCCGCCAGCCGACUGGUUAUACUCCCCUGUCUGCCGCUCCAAGCCCGAAGUCUUCUGUAGCUCCUCAGCAGCUCCUUGACGUCAACGUGAAGAUCACAACAGCAAAGGUAGAGGAAGCUGUUCCCUCGGCCUCCCCGGCCCCUGCAGAGGUCAGGCAUAGCAAAGGGAUUUACUCUGUCAAGCUGCAACACGAGGCCAAGAUGCCGCACGAGCUGACGCUCUUUCCGGGUGACAUCGUGGAGGUGGUUCGAAAGCACAAGACGGGAUGGUGGGAGGGAGUGGCGGCGCGAAGCGGCGAGAAGGGAUGGUUCCCUUCCCAUGUGCUGUGUACCAACCUGGGGAACGUGCAACUGAAUGUAAAUGACAAAAGGGGAGUGAAGGACGGCAACAUCUCUAUACUUCAGGAUGAGAUCGAACACUUGAAGCACACUGUUGCAGAGCAGGAAUCUGCCAUGCAAAGGUUGUCGCUCAGGUGCAGGGAAUUCUCACAACUGUCUAAAGAUGCAAGCUCUGUUCUUGGCGAGAUGCAAGACGCCAUCAGAAGUCUGAAGAUGAAGAAGUUGAAUAGGACGAAUUCAGGGUAUGCCAGCAGCCUUCAAGCUCUCACGAUUGACAGCUCAUACUCUACUAGGCGAAGUCAGUCAGACAAUGCUAUCAGCGGCAGCGAGGAAUCAACACAACAAUUAAAGGCAAGAUUGGAUCAGUGCGAGAAUCGUCUUGCACGCAGUGAAGAUCAGAUUGCGAAGUUGGAGAAGGAGAAAGCAGAGCUGGAAGCGAAGCUGGUGAACUCGACGAAGGCUCAUCAGGAGGCGGAGCACGAGAAGAAGAAACUGAAGCAGGAGCUGGACUUGAUCCUGAGCGACCCUGAGCUGUACUUCGCCGGGAAAUCCAAGUUGCAAAGCCAAGGGCAUGAGGAAGAAGAUGUUGAAGAUUUUGACCCGGAGGAGAAUGAAUAA
This is a messenger RNA of Guillardia theta CCMP2712, 4638 nucleotides long. RefSeq lists its product as hypothetical. The record is from RefSeq and is a predicted model, not a curated record. Lineage: Eukaryota; Cryptophyceae; Pyrenomonadales; Geminigeraceae. The transcript has 20 exons. The coding region runs from base 1 to 4638 and encodes 1545 amino acids. Gene Ontology annotation, molecular function: protein binding.